AUGGCCCACAGAGACCUGGCCAGCGCCUUUCACCGGUUUCACCGCCUCCGUGCUUCCCAGGUGGUUUUUGCGCUGCAGCUCGCCAUUUUUGCUCUGAUCUGGGCCGGCGACUCCAUUUGUAACGCCAUCAAGGUGCCAAAGCCGCAGAUGUUGUCGUCUAUGCAGGAGAGCAGGAUGAUGACGAUCAUGGGCAUUUGGCUUGUUGGGAACAUGCUCUCAGCACAGCUUCUCAACACUGGUGCCUUUGAAAUCCAGCACGGCGACCAACUCAUAUGGCCCGGGCCUUGA
Messenger RNA from Effrenium voratum, 288 nucleotides. NCBI's taxonomy places the organism in Eukaryota, Dinophyceae, Suessiales, Symbiodiniaceae. The record is from the annotation of a GenBank genome assembly.